AUGAGUGUCUCUGUCAAAACAACAUCAAAGUCUCCAGAUCACACUAAAUUUGUUGGCAGCUUUAAAACCAAGCAGGACUUCAUAGACCUUAUCGAGGUGAUUUACAGAGGAGCCAUGAGGGGGAAAAUGAUAGUCCAGAGUCCAAUAGAUCCUCAGAAUAUUCCAAAAUAUGAUCUUCUCUACCAUGGGAUUUAGCAUCUUCAUGAGUGUCUCUGUCAAAACAACAUCAAAGUGACAUGUAUUUUUAUUGACUGAGAAAAUCGCCAAAUUCUCCUGGCAUUUAGCCACCUAGAAGUUGUGUGAAGAAGUUUUUAUAAAAGUGUUCCAGAUUUGAAACCUUAUUCUAAAAAUAAACGACAGUGUGUUCUUUUUUGCUUAUUUUAUUUAAGACUUUAUCUUUUUUUGCAACUGUAAUGUAACAUGAAUUUUGUAGGUAAGAACAUUAUUUUGUUUGUGGAUGACCUUAGAGUCAGAAAUUAUGUUUCCCAUGGAAAACUGCCACAUACCUACUGGAGAAACCGAUGUUUAUGUGAAAUGUCAAAACCUUAUUCAGAUAAUAAAACCUCCAAAAUCCUUUAUCUUCA
Gambusia affinis (western mosquitofish) is the source of this 584-nucleotide messenger RNA. Its product is annotated as thioredoxin-like protein 4B. Gene Ontology annotation, cellular component: U5 snRNP; U4/U6 x U5 tri-snRNP complex; spliceosomal complex. The transcript is spliced from 2 exons. The coding region runs from base 1 to 195 and encodes 64 amino acids. The record is from RefSeq and is a predicted model, not a curated record. Gene Ontology annotation, biological process: mRNA splicing, via spliceosome. NCBI's taxonomy places the organism in Eukaryota, Metazoa, Chordata, Actinopteri, Cyprinodontiformes, Poeciliidae.